AUGUCCGCCUCGGAGAGGUCGCCGCUACUAGCGGGGACUGAGGACCAGAGCGCAAGCGCCAGUCGAUCGGAGAUCACCCCCCUACUCUCCCGCGCCGAUGGCGCCGGUGGUUAUGAUGCUGGUCUCCCCCGGGAUCACGACAGUGCUUCAUCGAUCCGAUCGCGAGCCAGUCGGACAUCGUCAAAAACGGCCGAAAAGUCAUCUCGACGGUGGCCUUCGAUAAUUGCAAUAGUUACCUUAGCCCUCAUAUCAGUGGGGAUAAUCAUUGGCGCUUUCUUUGUGCCCGCAGCGUUGGAAGAGUACACGAAGGAGGCUGCUGUCAUCGAGCCUACAAACCUGUCACUGCAGUCCAUUUCUGCCAAGGGUGUGCACGCCCGUAUACAGGGCAACAUUCGUGCCGACGCUUCCCGAGUCAAAAAUGCACACGUACGGCGGCUGGGCCGGACGCUGGCGUGGGUUUUCCGGCGCCUAGGCUCCGAUGGCAGGACGACAUUCAGAUGCUACCUACCCGAGUAUGACAACAUGUUACUGGGGACAGCCGAGAUCCCCCCCAUGGUCCUGACAAUUGUGGACAACUACAACAAUAAGGUGGAUUUUGUUGCCGAACUGGUGCCAGGCGAUCCAGAGGUUGUCCGCGUCAUCGCGAAUGACUGGCUCAAGGGCAGGUUGACCCGUCUUCGACUGAACGGCGUGGGCGAUGUCCAACUCAGAACCUGGUUUCUUCCUCUGGGCACUGUCACGCUGUCUGAUUCCAUGGUCUUUGAAGGUCAGGAUCUCUACCGCUCCUUUGCUUCGUUGUAUUUUGGAGAAAAGUUCCUGUCUUAG
Molecule: messenger RNA, 825 nt
Organism: Thyridium curvatum
Lineage: Eukaryota; Fungi; Ascomycota; Sordariomycetes; Thyridiales; Thyridiaceae
Exons: 1
Coding region: 1-825 (274 amino acids)
Cellular component (GO): fungal-type vacuole membrane
Source: RefSeq, a predicted model, not a curated record